Messenger RNA from Leptosomus discolor (cuckoo roller), 2824 nucleotides. The record is from RefSeq and is a predicted model, not a curated record. NCBI's taxonomy places the organism in Eukaryota, Metazoa, Chordata, Aves, Leptosomiformes, Leptosomidae.
AAACCUGAGCUACAACAAGUUGACGGAGAUUGAUCCUUCUGCCUUUGCAGGGCUGUCGAACCUGCAGGAAGUGCGACUGAACAACAAUGAGCUGACUGCCAUUCCCUCCCUGGGACCUGCUGCUUCCAGCGUCCGCUCCCUCCACCUGCAUCACAACAGGAUCCGCAGCAUUGAAGCAAGUCAACUGAAGCCCUACGUUACCCUGGAAACGUUGGACCUGAGUUUCAAUGACAUCACGGAAAUCCGAAACGGCUGCUUUCCGCAGGGACUUCACAUAAAGGAGCUCUACCUGGGGAGCAACAGAAUCAGCACCUUGGAGCCUGGUGCUUUUGAUAGUCUGUCACGGUCCCUGCUAACACUUCGUCUGAGUAAAAACAGGAUCGCUCAGCUUCCUGUCAAGGCGUUCAGGCUACCUAGGCUAAUACAACUGGAGCUGAACCGGAAUCGCAUCCGCCUGAUUGAAGGCCUGACGUUCCAGGGACUGGACAGCUUGGAAGUCCUGAAACUCCAGCGCAACAACAUAAGCAAAUUGACCGAUGGAGCUUUCUGGGGUCUGGCCAAGAUGCAGGUUCUCCACCUGGAGUACAACAGCCUGACCGAAGUAAACAGUGGCUCUCUCUAUGGCCUUUCAUCUCUGCACCAACUUCACCUCAGUAACAACUCUAUAUCCCGCAUCAACCCGGACGGCUGGAGCUUCUGUCAGAAGCUGCAUGAGCUAAUCCUCUCUUACAACAACCUAACCAGGCUGGAUGAGGGAAGCUUGGCAGACCUUGGGGGACUGCACGUACUGCGACUAAGCCACAAUUCCAUCAAUCAUAUUGCAGAAGGUGCUUUCAAGGGACUCAAAAACCUACGUGUGCUGGAACUGGACCACAACGACAUCUCAGGCACAAUAGAAGAUACCAACGGAGCUUUUACAGGCCUAGAAAACCUGAGCAAGCUAACUCUGUUUGGAAACAAGAUCAAGUCGGUGGCCAAGAAAGCAUUCUCAGGGUUGGAGGCCCUGGAGCACCUGAACCUUGGGGACAACGCCAUCCGCUCCAUUCAAGCAGACGCUUUUGCUAAGAUGAAGAGCCUGCGGCAGCUCCACAUCAACAGCGACAGCUUCCUCUGCGAUUGCCAGCUGAAAUGGUUGCCCCAGUGGUUAGUUGAGAAAGAGCUGCAGUCCUUUGUGGUGGCCACCUGCGCCCAUCCUGAGUCACUGAAGAGCAAGAGCAUUUUUGCCAUCCUGCCAGAAAGUUUUGUGUGUGACGAUUUCCCCAAGCCGCAGAUCAUCCUCCAGCCCGAGACGACAGUGGCUGUCCUGGGGAAGGACAUCCGUUUCACUUGCUCGGCCGCCAGCAGCAGCUCCUCCCCCAUGAUGUUUGCGUGGAAGAAGGACAACGAGAUGCUGUAUAAUGCCGAGAUCGAGAACUUCGCUCACGUGCGGGCAAAGGAUGGCGAGGUGAUGGAGUACACCACCAUUCUGCACCUCCGGCACGUCACCUUCGCCCACGAAGGGCGUUACCAGUGCAUCAUCACCAACCACUUCGGCUCCACCUACUCCAACAAGGCCCGACUCACUGUUAAUGUGUUGCCCUCCUUUAUCAAAACUCCCCACGACAUCACCAGCCGGACGGGGACAACGGCACGGCUGGAGUGUGCCGCUGAAGGACACCCCACCCCACAAAUCGCCUGGCAGAAAGACGGGGGCACGGACUUCCCCGCGGCCCGGGAGCGCCGCAUGCACGUCAUGCCUGACGACGACGUCUUCUUCAUCACGGACGUGAAGAUAGAAGACAUGGGGGUCUACAGCUGCACGGCGCAGAACUCGGCGGGGUCCGUGCUGGCCAACGCCACCCUGACUGUGCUGGAGACGCCCUCUUUGAUUCAUCCCCUGGAAGACCACGUAGUGUCCGUCGGCGAGACUGUGGCUCUCCAGUGCAAAGCCACCGGGAGCCCCCCUCCCCGCAUCACCUGGCUGAAAGGCGACCAGCCCCUGAUCGUCACCGAAAGGCAUCACUUUACCUCUGGCAACCAGCUCCUGAUCGUGAGGAACGUUGUCUUGGAGGAUGCUGGGAAAUACACCUGUGAAAUGUCCAACACCCUGGGGACGGAGCGCGCGCACAGCCACGUGAGCAUCUUGCAGUCUCUCGGCUGUAGGAAGGACCGUACCACGGUGGGGAUCAUCACCAUCGCCGUGGUGUGUAGCAUCGUGCUGACGUCCCUGGUCUGGGUCUGCAUCAUCUACCAAACCAGGAAGAAGAGCGAAGAAUACAGCGUCACCAACACAGACGAGACGAUUGUGCCUCCCGACGUGCCGAGCUACUUGUCGUCCCAAGGGACUCUCUCUGACCGGCAGGAAGCGGUCGUCAGAGUAGAUCACCAGCAGCCCAACGGGCACAUAGACAGCAACGAUGGUUCGUUUGUUACAGGUAUGUGUCAGACUGAUGCUGGAAGGUGUCCAGACGUUGAAGCUCCCACCGUGGGCUGUAGACAGCCAAAGCUGUGUAUCGGCUAUAAUAAAGACACUUGGAAAACCGAAGACAUGGCUGAUGGAAUGCUUGUUCCAGAUAAGACAGGCUACGGCCUGCCCGUGGUGUGCGCGGACUGCAGCGGCAGCACGGACAGCCUGGACGCCCACAUCUACCCCAAGGAGCCCCAGUACUACUCGGAGAGCCUCCAGGCGCUGGAGGACACCUACCCGAGCGCGCUGAGCAGCAAGGAGCAAAAGAGGAAGAGGGGUGCAGGCACCAGCCUUCUUCAUCCUCAGCCGUGCAGCGGGAUGGCCAGCGGCAAGAGGGUGGAAACGGACGGGACCCUCUACCCCAGCAACCACGACAGG